Monopterus albus (swamp eel) is the source of this 3039-nucleotide messenger RNA. RefSeq names its product erythrocyte membrane protein band 4.1-like 3a (gene epb41l3a). Gene Ontology annotation, biological process: cortical actin cytoskeleton organization; actomyosin structure organization. NCBI's taxonomy places the organism in Eukaryota, Metazoa, Chordata, Actinopteri, Synbranchiformes, Synbranchidae. The record is from RefSeq and is a predicted model, not a curated record. Gene Ontology annotation, molecular function: actin binding; structural molecule activity. Gene Ontology annotation, cellular component: plasma membrane; cytoskeleton.
CUUAAAGACCGAUGAUGUAGUUGGAAAAAAACGUCCGAUCAGCGGAGGAAGAGGACGAGCGUCUUGCGGGAGGACAGGUGAAUCACCAUGACAACAGAGCCAGGUGAGCCACAGGAAGGCCAGUCCAAAGAGAUUGAAGCUGCCGCCCACUCCACACCUAAACAGGGAAGGGAGGUCGGACCCCCCCAGACUAAAGAUCAGAGCUUAUUGGCUGAGGACUCAACCAGUCAAUUGUCAUCAAGCAGUCGGAUCAGUCCGGCCAGGAACCCAUUGAGUUUCAGGAUGAUUCAGGCGAGGGUGACCCUGCUAGAUGGCUCGCUGUUCAUCUGCACCAUAGAGAAGCGAGCCCGUGGUCUGCAGCUGUUCGAGAAGGUCUGUGAACACAUCAACCUGCUGGAGAGAGACUAUUUUGCUCUGUCCUUCAGAGACAGUGACAACAACAAGAACUGGCUGGACCCAGCAAAGGAGAUGAAGAAGCAGGUCAGAGGCGUUCCUUGGAACCUCUCCUUUAAUGUGAAGUUUUACCCUCCAAACCCUGUCCAGCUCUUUGAGGACAUCACCAGGUACUUCCUGUGUCUCCAGCUAAGACAGGAUAUCAUUUCCGGUCGUCUUCCUUGUUCGUUUGCAACACACACCGUCCUCGGCUCCUACACUGUUCAAUCAGAGCUUGGAGACUAUGACCCUGAUGAGUGUGGUUCCAACUACAUCAGCAAUCUUUGUUUUGCUCCAAAUCAAUCCAAAGAGAUGGAGGAGAAGAUCAUGGAGCUGCACAAAACUCACAGAGGAAUGACCCCAGCUGAAGCUGAGAUGCAUUUCCUGGAAAACGUAAAGAAGCUUUCCAUGUAUGGAGUCGACCUUCAUCACGCAAAGGACUCAGAGGGUGUGGCCAUCAUGCUGGGCGUGUGCAAUAGUGGCCUGCUGGUCUACAGAGACCGACUGAGGAUCAACAGAUUCUCAUGGCCAAAGAUCCUGAAGAUUUCCUACAAAAGAAACAACUUCUACAUCAAGAUCCGACCUGGAGAGUUUGACCAGUUUGAAUCUACGAUUGGUUUUAAGCUGGUGAAUCACAGAGCAGCAAAGAGACUGUGGAAGGUUUGCGUGGAGCAUCACUCUUUUUUCAGACUGGUGUCUCCAGAAGAACCCCCUAAGAAGUUUCUGUCUUUGGGUUCUAAGUUUCGAUACAGCGGUCGGACACAAAUUCAGAGUCGCAGAGCCAGCGCUCAGAUAUCCAGACCUGCGCCGCAUUUCCCACGAUGCAUCAGCAAGAGGAACAUGCUGAGCCGCAGCCUGGACGGAGCUCCGAGGUCCACACCCAGCUCCUCUCUGAUUGGCUCUCCAGAAUUCACAGUGACCUCCAAAUCCAACGGAGUUGCACAAACAGAUAUGGGCUCUGGGCUGUAUGCAGCUUCUAAAGCCAUUGCUGUCAGUGACCUCAUCACCAUGGUAACACCUGAGAGAAGGAUGGAGGAGAGGAGGGAGUAUCAAGUUGAAGAGGUGCUGGUGGUGGAGGCGGAGGCUCAGCAGGUGAUGGAGCUGGUUCAGGAGGAACAGCAACAGCAGCAGCGCAGCAGGAGGAGGAGGAGGGAGGAGGAGGAGGAGAUCAGAGUGACAGACAUUUCACAGCAGAGCCCUCCAACUCUUCAAAAGCAGGACACCAAGACUGAGCUGACUGACACAGCUGUGGACGGAGACCUGACAGCGACUGAGUCUGAUCAGGAUGAAGAUUUGAAAACUCAGGAGGCACUGGGGAGUCCUGAAGAGGUGCAGAAACCUCAGAGUACUGUCAGUGCUCUGAGACGCUCCUUCUUAGAGGAAGGAGGUGUGGGAGGGGGGCUGACAGAGUGGGAGAAACGUCUGGCCUCUUCACCUGUGCGACAAGUUGAUGACUUCCCAAUGAUUGAGCCUCUGGAGCCUGAGGAGGCCCUGACAGUGGACAACAGCUCUUCAGAGGAGGGUGGGGUUGUAAUAAAGGAAGCUCUUCAGCCAGUCAGAAAGAAGAGCUACACUGUAGGGCGGAGCUACGAUACCACCUCUGGUAGGGUCGUUACCAUGACGACCAUGGAUGACACCUCAGAUAUUGCUCUAACAACCAGUACUGAGACAGGUGUUGUCACAGGGGGGCUGUUGAUCACAAUUCAGGAAGUGAAGACACCAAGCUCACCAUCAGAAAACAUCUGUGAUGUUGUCUGUGAGACUAGAGGAGCCAGGGCGCAAACUCUAGACCUUGGUCUGGGGGGAACAUCUGUGAUGUCCCCUCUGGACCCCUUACACCUUCCUAAAUCACCUUUGGAUGAGCUGAGCCUAAGUCCUGGCAGGAAGUCGCCCUCCACAGCCAGAGUGCCUAAACCUACAUUUGAUGAAAUGUCUCCUGAACUGACCGCUCUGCUGAAGUCGGCCAGAGAACAAAAGACUUUCAGACACAACCUGCUUAAGACACCAGAAAAUGUGGAAAAGCUGUUCCUGAUGACGGAGUCAGAUGACCAGGACCAGCCAACAGUGGACCAGCCUCAGGAGGUCCCAGUGGUGAGGAGGACUCUCACAUAUGAAGCUCCAGGGAGCCGGGUGGAUUCUGACUCUCCUUCAGGUCUACUGUUGAGCUCCCAGACCUUCACUGCAGAGACCAGCACCACCACCACCACCAAGAUGAUAAAAGGGGAAAUUUCACAAUCCAGAAUCGAAAAGAGAAUUGUUAUUUCUGGGGACACUGAAAUUGACCAUGACCAGGCCCUGGCAGCAGCAAUCAGUGAGGCACAGCGGGAGCAUCCUGAGCUGUCUGUCACUCAGGUCGUCGUCCAUAAAGAAACUGAGGUCUCUUCUGAUCCUGUGAUUGAUUAGUGACAUCACAGGUAACAGGGAGGAUCUGGCCCUGCCCUUACAGGUGGAGUCUCAGGUUGGAUGCAGGUCAGCUGAUUGGUGCAUGGCAGCAUUCAUUAUAUUGUUUUUGCAUGUUUUACAUGUGUCUGAGUCCAGACUCAGUGAGGAGAGACAAACAUAGAAAGAUGCUCAGAGAAGCUCAGGUCUCAUUAGUUGGAAGCAGAA